AUGAGCCUAGCACUGAGUUCCGAGCCUAUCGCCCGAGCCUACGUGUUCCCACACCUGGCCAACAUGCUGAAGCUGCCCUUCUGGAAGCCCCUCCCCCAGUUCCCACCUCGCGACGCCGUCCCCCUCGACUGGCUCCUCUACUUCGCCUCCUUCGGCCGCAUUCUCCUCUGGAACAUCAUCUUUAUCCUGCCGGCACUCGUCAUCUCGUUACUGUCACACGUGGUGGCGCCGCUGGUGAUCGGCGCGGUGAGGAACGUGAUUGUGGUGAUCAGCUUCGGGCUGGCUCAGAACGAGCUGAGCUUCGCACAUGUCUUCAUGGACGAAGUAUUGGACCUGGGGCUCUCCUCUCAGCACGUGGAGCAUUGGAACGUGCAGAAACUUCUUGCGCUGGCCAAGACGCGGUCGCUGCAGGGCGAGCUGAUGGCGGGGUAUGAGGAUGACACGUGUGACAUGGGGGAGGCGGUAUUUGAGGAGGGGUUACUCGGAGAGGGGUUGCUUGUGAAUGGGGCACCUGGAGGAGGAGAGGAGGGGAUGAAGGGUGAGGGUGAAGGAAAGGCGGCGGCUGUAGCAGGGGGGACUGGGGCGGGGGAGGAAAAGGACAAAGACAGCUGCUACCGCCCGACUCUCGACCCGUGCUUGAGCAACUCUGCUGGCCAAUGGCAGCGCAGCGCGAGCCGGCUGCGUCGACGAGUUACGUUCAAGAGCAGUAGAACGUUUGGAGGCGACAUCCGGGGAGAUGAAACUCUCGGAGAUGAAACUCACGGAGACGUAACGGGCGGAGAUGUAACUGCCGUGGCGACAUGUCACACUCAUGAUCUCCCUCUGCUGCCACUCGGCGAAAGCCGAGGAUGUUCCUUCGACCCGUCCCUUACUCACUACAACCACUCAUCGCUACAAGGGGAAGGGCAGGGUGGAGUAGGGGGGAAGCACAGGGAUGUUGAGUUGACGAGAGGAGGGAUGGAGAAGGUGGGAGAGAGUGCGAGGGAGAGUAAGAAGCAUGGGGAGGAGCAACUACUGUAUGAGUAUUUAUGGGAUGAUAAGGAGCUGGAUGAGGCUGCAGCUAAGUGUCUUACUUACCAGUGUCUCGAGCCGGAAAUCAACAAGAUGUGGAAAAACCCGCGGCUUACCCCGCAGCAGUUUGUUCGGCAGUUUAAGCAGCUGUGUGUGAUGAUUGAGGAUCGGUUUAAAGAGCUCACGGUCUCUCCUGCCUUCGUUCGCACUGCGGCUGCCAUGGCUUUCGCGGCAAUCAGCAGGCCUGCAACGCAAACGAUCAGCGUAUCUCGUGAAUGUCUGUCCACAAGCUCUAGCCAGCCAACUAGACGAGUGGAAUUGCGCUCGAAAGGCUCGAUUCGCAGGAAUCGCAACGCAUUGAAGAGCCAUUAUUGGGGUUCUCGCCAGGCGACGGCGAACGGCUGUUUCCACUCCCAUUCCCUUCUGGCGCGAACUGGAUCGACACAGAGCGGCAAUACUCAUCGUUGGAGGUGUGAGGCAAGCACCAGCGGAAGCCCUAAACCGGAAAUUACGGAGAAAGAGAGCCAAGAGCGGGCCGCAAAUUCUGCCGCAUCCAACGGUUCAGCCGCUUCCGGUUCGGACAAACCGAAGCUGAUUGCAUACGACUACGGCUUUCAGUCCAAGUUUCUUCGCACGGGGCCCAACGUCCCUGGUAACGUCUUCAAGCUCGCGUUCGAGAAUUUCGCCCGCGAGUAUGCGGCCCUUCGUAGCAACGUUCUAUACGAGGAGCUCAGCGACGUGCGAACCGACAACAUCAAAAGAAACGGCAGGCAACUUGCGCUCGCGUACGCGGGUCGCUUCCUCGUUUCCACCCUCAAGUUCUUUGACAAGCUGCUCACGCUCUAUGACGGACUUCCAGAGAUCAAGCCCCCUCCUGCUAUGCCCGAGGAAAGUGAGGCUCUGCGGAAAAAGCUGCAGCAGCUGACGCUGAGCAACGAGGCAGUGGCUAAGAGGGAGGAGGACCGGCCUCAGGUGGAGGCGCCUGGGUGGAUCCUGCUGCCUUACAAGCUGCUGUGCUGGAUGCUAGACGUCAUCUUCUACAACCGCCCCAUCCAACGGUUCUGGUUCCUCGAGACCGUAGCACGCAUGCCAUACUUCUCCUACAUCUCCAUGCUUCACCUCUACGAGACUCUGGGAUGGUGGAGGGUCGGAGCGGAGGUUCGGAAGGUGCAUUUCGCGGAGGAGUGGAACGAGAUGAACCACCUGAAGAUCAUGGAGUCCCUCGGCGGCGACCGGCUCUGGAUCGACCGAUUCUUCGCACAGCACGCGGCGAUCCUCUACUACUGGGUCCUCAACUUGAUGUUCUUAGUGUCCCCGUGCGUGGCGUACAACUUCUCGGAGCUGAUCGAAGCGCAUGCGGUGGACACGUAUGGCGAGUUUGUGGAUGAGAACGAGGAGCUGCUGAAAACUCUGCCUCCCUCCCCAGCAGCUAUUGCCUACUACAACAGUGAUGACCUGUACAUGUUCGAUGAAUUUCAGACAUCCCGAGUCCCUGAAUCCCGGCGGCCGAAGAUUGAGAACCUGUACGAUGUCUUCUGCGCCAUCAGGGACGAUGAGAUGGAGCAUGUGAAGACAAUGUCUGCCUGCCAGCAGCUCGACUCGGUCCCCGCCACGCAAUCAUCAUCCCGAGCCGCUACUGCUGCGAGUGGUCCCGGAUGGUAUCGGAACCGCGCGUCCGUACCGUUUCCGCUGUCCACGCGACCGUCAUCCCAAGCUGCGGCUGCUGUCAACGGUCCCGUACGGUACCGCAGCCGCGCUGUCGUACCGUCUCACCCCGCCUCGCAAUCAUCAUUGCGAGCAGCUAGUGCUGCAGCCGCUGCCAGCGGGCCCUGCUCCUUCGUGUCCUGCCCCAAGGGCUGCACCUGCGCUGCUUCCGGGGGCGUCGCCAAAUGCUCGUGCAAAGAGCGGUGCAAUGGUGUGCAAAUGUCCAACCCGGGUCCGUUCCUCCUGUCUCCUCCCCUGUCUCAUCCCCCCACUUUUUUAGACCCCUGCUACGGUGUCAAGUGCCCUCACGUGUCCAAGUGCGCGUUGCAGGGCGGUGCAGUGGUGUGCACAUGUCCUGCUCCCUUCAAGCGUCUGAUCAACAACCGGUGCUCCUCUGAUGAUAUUCCCAACUCCGAUUAUCUCGACCCACACAACGCGGCCAGGGCUGCUGUUGGCGCCGUGCCCCUCGAAUGGGACGACGCAGCCCAGGCGUGGGCUGACAAGCUAGCCAGCGACAAUAACUGCGGCCUCGAACACGGCGGCAUGGGGGAUGGCGAGGCGACGGGCAGAACCUCUCUGGCGCACCACACGCCCCUCAUUCCCUCUCCUUCCUGUUCCUCUCUUUCCCCCCCUCAUUCCCCAGUGGCUGAAACAGCCCAGGCGUGGGCCGACAAGCUAGCCAGCGACAACAACUGCGGGUUAGAGCACGGCGGCAUGGGAGAUAACGAGGGGCAGAACCUGUCAGGCGCAGGCCCGUCUGGGUGGGCUUCAAAUAGCGACGCAGUGCAGUGGUGGGUGGGCGAGGGGAAAUGGUACAAGCGCCCGCCUGCUAUCUUCCCUGCUGGCUGCAUCGGUGGCGACUGGGGCAGAUGCGGCCACUACACGCAGGUGAUAUGGAACAACUCACGCAAGGUGGGGUGUGGCAAGGCGUCGUGUGGCGAGGACAACGACGUGUGGGCGUGCAACUACUAUCCCGCGGGCAACUUUGUGGGCGAGCUGCCUUAUGUUCAAGACCCGUGCUUUCGAGUGCUCUGCCCCUCCACGUCCAAAUGCGCUGCUGUGAAUGGCAAGCCCGUCUGCCUGUGCCCACGGGGCCAAGUGCUGGUCAAUGGCAGCACGUGCCAAGCAGACCCAUGCAAAGGCGCGGCCCCUUGUCCCGGGGACUUUGUGUGUGAUGGCACGUCUGGUGCGGCCAAGUGUGUGUGUCCCACGGGGACUGUGCAGAUCGCUCCCAACACAUGCCAGGCGCCUUCAUGCAAGGGAGUGAAGUGCCCGGCGUCUGCUCGCUGCAGGGCGGACAGCAACGGCAUCCCUUUCUGCGCCUGUCCCGCCUCCCAAUCCCUCGUCAACGGCGCAUGCACUAAAGCCGGUCCCCCCACUGUCACCACCAGCAUCGCUCUCUUCACCCGCCCAUCCUUCACUGGCACUCCCAUUGUGCUUCGAGCCCCCAUGCCUGACACCGACGAUCCCACUGGCUGCGUCAACAUCCCCUCCUCCAUGGCUGGGGCCGUGGGUUCCCUGAAGAUUCUCUGGGACGCUCCUGAUGGGGCCAAGGGGGCAAGGGUGGCGUGUGGGCUCAUGUGGUUUUGGAGUGAGGCGGACUGCUAUGGCGGGGCGCCGGGGUGGGACCGACCCGACAACAAUAUUACCAUUGCCAAGACCACGGAUGGAGGAGUUGCCUUGGUGCAAGCUAUUAGCUGCGCGUCGUAA
This is a messenger RNA of Closterium sp. Yama58-4, 4425 nucleotides long. The record is from the annotation of a GenBank genome assembly. NCBI's taxonomy places the organism in Eukaryota, Viridiplantae, Streptophyta, Zygnematophyceae, Desmidiales, Closteriaceae.